Cryptococcus deneoformans JEC21 is the source of this 3852-nucleotide messenger RNA. RefSeq lists its product as hypothetical. Gene Ontology annotation, biological process: regulation of transcription by RNA polymerase II. The transcript is spliced from 11 exons. Gene Ontology annotation, cellular component: mediator complex; core mediator complex. The coding region runs from base 122 to 3721 and encodes 1199 amino acids. NCBI's taxonomy places the organism in Eukaryota, Fungi, Basidiomycota, Tremellomycetes, Tremellales, Cryptococcaceae. The record is from RefSeq and is a predicted model, not a curated record. Gene Ontology annotation, molecular function: transcription coregulator activity.
GUCUUGCAUAUUCCCACUACGGCCCCAUCUAGCUCCCUCCAUCCUCUCGCGCUAUGGAUCAUAUUGAAUUAUAGGGUAUCAAGAGAGGAACAAACCAUCGUAGGCUGGUCCGCUCUCAAAAAUGGCUUCGGCUCCCAUUGCCUCGGCAUCGGAACAGCCUUUGACAUCCACAAACCCCCAACUAGGACCAGAGCCAUACUUUACAUACCCCACGCCCACUCCAGAUCAACUAGAAGAAGAGCUUCCGCCUUAUUUUGAGAAUGAGAAUGUUUCAUUAGGGUUAGUUCUGGAUCGGUUCGCUCGAAAAGGGAACCAUGAUCUCAGAGUGCUCCUUGGCGAAGUUCUUCCUCAACUUUCCAUUCGUGAACGACCAAAACCUAUAAUAGAAUAUGCUAAAACCACCCGACAAGCACUCCUCAAAUAUCUCGCUGUCCUUCGAUGGAAGACCUCUGUCGACAUUGCAUCUACAAGCACCGGAUCAUCCGUCGCGAACACAGCAGGUCCAGCAUCUUUUCCUACGCCCCAUUCCAAUAAUGAUCCCAAUGACAACUCUCCAGAUGCCUUCGCAGGAAAAGGCAAAAGCAAGACUCAAGCGGAUGAAUCGGUCAUCAAGGGCAAAGUGACAGAUGCAAAACGAAUUGCGCACUUUAUGGAACAUCAAAAUCAGCAACAUGAAGUAGCAAUCGAGCAUGUCAAGCAUGUCACCAAAGUAGUAGAAGGCUUGCGUGAAAGGAACCCCGACCUCCUUACAGCCUUAUCCCUCCUCGCUACCGGCACCUACAAUCGUCUUCCCGCAUCGCUUGUCGACCCUUACUUACCCAAACCAGUUUUAACAAAUUCUGCCAUUCUUAAAGUCCUCCGUCGGCUCAAUCGUCAAAUCAGAUACCGCCUUCGCUGCCUCGACUAUCUUCCUCCAGAGCUCAUUGUUGAAGAUAUAAAAGAUGGUCGGAUGUACGCCCGAGGGGAUGGAUGGAGAGCGGAACUUACAGUUGUCGGAUUUGAGGAUACUAGCCGAUGGUGGUUGACAGGAGUAGAGUGGGGCUGGAAGGCAAAGGAGAAGGGCGUGGAUGACCCUGGAGGCAGGGUCACCAAGAAAUUUACCGGCGAAGAAAGACAAGGGAUCUUAGAUAUUGCGAAUGGCGAAGUUUUACCUCCCAGAGAAUUACCUGAGAAUGAAAUGGAGGUGGAUACGGUCAUAACAGAGGAUCCCCAGGUGAAGAAGAGUGAAGUGGUCGAAGUAGUCAAGAAGACUGUUGAUGCGCCGUUAGUAAGGGUAUACAAUUUGCUUCAACACUUGUCAUUAUCAUAUCGGCUAGAAGUGUUGUUCACCCAAGCAAUUGCUCUUAGUCAGGGCAAGUGGAGAGGGCAACUCAUUCCUGAAAUGGAUCGCGAGGAUAAGACUUUACGAUUGAAAUACUGGCUCCGUGAAAGACCCAUGCAAGUACAGCGUCAAGACUCCACUUCCAUUAAACGUCCUCAAGCACCGGCAACUCUUCCCGCAUCUCGUCAGACAAUGGUGGGCGGCAUCAUCCACAUUACUCUGGCGGAAAAGACGACUCCUCGUUCCGAAUUGGAUAACCUCCUGAGCGAUAUAGCAUGCGGUGGACUCGUUCCAAGCGAGAGGGUGCUGAGAUUGGAAUUAAAUGUCAAAUGGGUUGUUGAUGAAGCUGGUGUAGGCGGAGGAUUAAAAUCUGGUGACGUUAUGGACAACAGCAUGCUUCAUUUGGAUCCCGAUGCUCUAAGCGUCGAAGAUCUGCUUCACGUCUGCACCCGUACCCAUGCCUCUCAUCUUACCCGCUCCCAUGGCACCUCCCUCCUCACAUCGCCCCGCUUCCUCAAUGCUUCUUCCGUUCAACCUUCUCUUCAAGAAUCCACCGAUCCAUCCGCCCGUCCGCUUACUCUUCGAGUACCUUUACCUUCCCGCUACGCCGUUUCUCAUCUGCUUAUCGGCGUCUCUUCCUUCAGUGGGCUGCUGGAAGUCGAGGAUGAAGGUGCAAAGGGAAAUGAUGCUAGAGCAGAAAGGGCGGCUAUGAGCAUGAAGAGUGUGAACGAGGGCAAGACAAAGCUGGUUGAUGAUAUCACCAGGCUGACGACUGCCAUUGUUGUAGAAAACAUCGAGGCUCAAAUGAGACAACUGGGAUGGAAGCCUACCCGCCAAAUUGCUUUACGUCUUAAAGAUCUUAUCAAAGCAGACCUUCACCCAGUCACCACAGUCUUUGUUCCUUUGGCCUCCUCGCCCAACCACUACUUUGUCACCAAAGCCGUCCAGAAUGGGAUAGUUUUUGAGCUUCUCAAGGUUGCCAAAGUACCCAACGAGAAUGGGUUAGGAAUGAAAUAUAUGGUAGGAGAUAGAACGAUGAUGGAUUUAGGUAAGUUGAAGGCGAGAAGAAAAAGUGGAGAUGAUAAACUGCAGCGGUCUGCUUUUGAGGUCCAAAAUAAAGACCUAAAGGACCUAUUCAUCCUGUCCAACGCUCUCGUUGCCCAGACUAUCGUCGAACAGCAACUCAAAGAUCGCUCCAUCCCUUACAUCCAACAGUUCCCACCGACCGCCGGUCCCGCAUCUCCCAAGUCUACUUCGCCUCUUGCGGGUAUGGUCCCCACCAUUUGCGUGGAUGUGCGAGACUUACUUCGUGCCGGCCGUGGAGGCGGAAGUGCAGCGAUGGAAGUGGCUAUGCCUAAAGUGUGGUUGCAAAUCGAAGGAUGGUGGGAAGGCGGGAAGUGUGAGGUGGUUACCAUUGUGGUAUUGAGACAUCAACCAUCGACUGUGGCUCCUGGGACUGUGUCACAGGAGGGUGAAGACGAAAAGGACAGGGGGGAAAGUGCAAAGGCUGAAGGGAUAUCGUUCGACCCAAAAUCAUCCAUUGUAAGAUUUAGAGCGAAGGAUAUCUCAAGAUGUGUGCCAGCAUUUUUGGAGCAAUGGGAGAGGCUGAGCAAGGUCAUUGUCGUUGCUGGCGAAGUGAGCCGCCUAAACAAAACGGAAUCCUUCAAAGAUGUCAAGAUACUUUCCUUCGACCUCCGUACAGCAACUCUGCAGUAUGCUCCAGGUCACAAUGCGUCAAUAACCUAUAGUCCAACAGACGACUCAUAUCGCAUCACAUUCUUCCUCUCAUCCCCGUCUUCUGACACCGACAGAAACCCCCACGAACUCGUUGCUCCCCUGCUCAGCGCCAGACUCAACGAGCUCACAUCGACUGGUAUUGCUGGCGAAAACAAACCAAAAGGCCAAGUAGGGAGGGAGUUUAUGGGGCUGCUAAAAAAUACACUGCCCGUGUUGAAGAUUGGCAAAAUUUUGGAAACAAAAAUGGGUUGGGGUGUGGUCGUCCUUGGAGUAGCGAAAUAUAGGCUGAUUAAGGACCAUAACGGUAAAAGAUUCUCAGUGGAUGUUACACUUUUACCUGAUCUGGAGCAUUACCUUAUCCAAGACGGGGCGACCCCUCGAGGUCCAGAUCACGUCGUAGACGUGUACACCGGACCCCUUACUUCCCUAGAGAUGGACAAGGUUGUCCAUGCAGUCUUUGAUGCCGAAAAGAGCGUCUCUCUUGCAGAAACUGGUGACGAGAAGGGUCAAGGCAAAAAGAGACACGUACCACCAGUGAUGAAGCUCGAUCAAGGGAAGAGUCUCGUAUGCGAGGUGGCCAGGUUUGAAAGGGUACUUAGAAAGGUGAUGGAAGAGGCCAGCAAGGUGAUGGGUCUUGGAAAUAACAUGGAAAUGGAUAGUUAAUUGGGUAGAAAUCAUUUGUUUAGAACAGUUCAGUGUACAGAUAAUUGCAUGGGCAUUGCGGAUAUGUAUCCACCGUAUGGAAUCAGGUCAGCAGUCAUUCACUUUUAAUCCAGUGACGCAAUGGAAGUUCU